Molecule: messenger RNA, 1243 nt
Organism: Prionailurus viverrinus (fishing cat)
Lineage: Eukaryota; Metazoa; Chordata; Mammalia; Carnivora; Felidae
Gene: NUTF2
Product: nuclear transport factor 2
Exons: 5
Coding region: 451-834 (127 amino acids)
Biological process (GO): protein import into nucleus
Cellular component (GO): nuclear pore central transport channel
Source: RefSeq, a predicted model, not a curated record
CGCUAGAGCCGCGCUCUGGGCCGCCUGGAGCCUCCGCUACCAGUCUCCGGGCGCCCCCCCACCCCCACCGGCGGCCCAAAGCCGCGCGGGGACGGGGCCAUGUGUCGCGCGCGGCUCCGCCUCCCGCCGGUCCUCUGAGGCGGCGGCCGAGGGGAACACAGAGACAGGCGCCUAUCCGGCAGUGUGGUGCCUAUAGCGGGUGCAGCGGACUGCGCUGUGGCCAGGCUUUUUUUCUCUGGUCCAGACCACCCGGAUGGGGCUCUCCGGGCCCCGCCCCGUCUGGCCUAGCCCGGCCUGCCCGAGUCCCGCAAGCUCUGCAGGCAGGCUAGCGGGACGACCCCAGCCCCACGUCCUGCCACCCGCCAGCGAAGGAUCCGGGGAUGGGCAAGCGCCACCCGGCCCGCUCCGGAGUCAGCAUUGGGUCUCAGUGAGGCCGGGUGACGCUCCAGAAUGGGAGACAAGCCAAUUUGGGAGCAGAUUGGAUCCAGCUUCAUUCAACAUUACUACCAGUUAUUUGAUAACGACAGAACCCAACUAGGCGCAAUUUAUAUUGACGCAUCAUGCCUUACGUGGGAAGGACAGCAAUUCCAGGGGAAAGCUGCCAUUGUGGAGAAGUUGUCUAGCCUUCCGUUCCAGAAAAUCCAGCACAGCAUCACGGCGCAGGACCAUCAGCCCACGCCAGAUAGCUGCAUCAUCAGCAUGGUUGUGGGCCAGCUCAAGGCUGAUGAAGACCCCAUCAUGGGGUUCCACCAGAUGUUCCUAUUAAAGAACAUCAACGAUGCUUGGGUUUGCACCAAUGACAUGUUCAGGCUUGCCCUGCACAACUUCGGCUGACCUCCUCCCAGCCAGGCACUCAUGCUGUUUCCUCCUCCCUCCUCUCCCCAAUAUUAUUCACACUCCUCCAGAUGCUCCAAAUAUCAUAUACAAAUGAGCAGGGCCGCGGUGGGAGCGGGCGCAGUGCGCUGCUGCUACUGGGGUAUUGUGCAUGAUGUUUGGACGCUAGACUAGUUGCAUCUGACAGGAGAAGUUUGUGUUGUACCAGCGCAUGCCUUGGAAAGACUUAAGUAAUGCAAAAGGUUGUUUGUUUUGUUUUGUUUUGUUUUUGUUUUUUAAUCUACUGACAAGUUGCUCUAGUAACCCAAAGAAGUGAAGGAGAAAGCAGCUGCCUCACCGCCCAGAUAUUGAUUUGUUCGGAUGUUUCAAUGCCUCAUGAUACAAUAAAACCACAAAAAUUUUCUUAACA